Molecule: messenger RNA, 2088 nt
Organism: Porites lobata
Lineage: Eukaryota; Metazoa; Cnidaria; Anthozoa; Scleractinia; Poritidae
Source: the annotation of a GenBank genome assembly
GUUAGAGUGAAAUACAGAACUAUAUCAGACUUAUCAUCGGGUUUGUUGAUCGCACUCGUUCGACCCAAAGGACAAGCAUUCAAUCUCAGUUGAAUCUAGUCUAAGUGAGGUGAGCUGUUGAAUGAUGAAAUGGUUUUAUUUUUGGUUUUAGGCAGCAGAUCGACCAUGAUAAAUUUACGUGUUUUCAAUGACAACAUAAAAUACGAUCUCUUGGCCCUACUUUAUACAUUACACUAAAAAAAUGUUGGGGCUGUGAUCAAGAAUUGAGUUAUAAUUUUAACGGAACGUCAGUUCAUUGCAGUGCAGUAGGUAUAUGGAGAAUUACAACGAUGCUAGGCUAAGACGCACUAAUGUAAUGAAAUAAAUAAGGAGCGUGGUCAUGUCCAGUUGGUCGUGACUGUCGAAUUCUCAUUAAUCGCGGCCUCAAGUGACAGCUCGGUUUAGCCUGCGAAAACAGCCGUUUCCCCCCCGCUUUUCGCCGCUGGGGAUGUUUCGUUUUCUUGGCGAAACGUCCUCAGCGACGAAGAACGAGGAGAAACGGCUGUUUUCGCAGGCUAAGCUCGGUUAAGUUUUCUGUCUUUUUUUAAUUGAUAACGAGGUAGAUCUAUUGAUGACCUCAUAGAUAGAUAGUUUUUCAGAUAUAAACGUUAGUUCAACCAGUAUUCAAAAUAAUUGCGGAAGUUAACUGUCUCUCUAGCUACAAAAUAAAAGUUACAGAAAUAAAUGCUUUCCAUGGGAGUCAUGCUGCAAGAAUUAUCCUUAAAACUUUUCUUAAAACCGUGGCGACUUAGUUUUGUCAGGAGCCCAUCAUGUAUUGAAGUUGUUUACUCAAGUCGCUUGUCGAAAUACUCUUCUGCGGUUUUCUCAACUUUUUACAUGGCCCAUGCAGUUAGAGAAAGUCCGUCGACAUCACUGGAAGAAUUAGAAUAGUAAUCGUAAGUAGAAUUAGUAAUAUUGCCAAAUUCGUAAGUGAUUCGUCUUACGUAAGAGAGCGAAGAUGAGGUGUAGACGAAUUUUCCCUAACUUGUUAACGUCAAAAGUUGAAAAAGACCGAGGGAGGGUUUGGUACAGUUAAGUUGUUCCUAGUUCCAGAACUGAGCUCCACUGAAGGAAAAACUCCUCUUUAGAUUAUCAAUCCGCGGUUGUGGAAGAACUAGUUCGCUUUCGGUGUUCUUCAGACCAUAAGCACUCGCGUUGUCGUGAUAAACAAAUAUGGAUCGCGGGAAAGUACGAUUUGAAAACCAUCGAUAAAUCUCCGGCCUUAUGCAACACUCGUCAUAAUUAUUUUUUUCUAUCUGACAGUAGACGAGCAUGGAAGGAACACUACGCAGUGUAGAACCAUUGGCCUAUUACGUCAAUACUUUGUCCGACUUUGAUGCCGAAGUAGUAACAGCCUACAAGAAGAAAGACAAUAAAAAAAUCAAGCAGCUCGCCUCCACCGGGAAGAUGGAUAUGGAUUUAUUCAUUUGUGUGAACAAACGAUGGCACGGGUUUAUUUUGUGCGUUCCCGCGGGUGAAGACGACGCUGGUUUGGUCGAUUUUUCGGAUGUUGUAAAAUCACCCUUUGACAUCCCCGCUCAAAUGAUGUGCUGGCAAUACGAGCUGUGUAUUGAGAACGAAGAACUACGGUGGUACAAGAUACGCAAAGAGUGCAGUCUCUUCAGGGAUGUCGAGAAUAGAAUCCAGCGCAGUUUUUAUAUCAGUAGAUUCAAAGGAAUAAGCUUAAACGCUUUGCAGUUUGUGGCCAUGCGAGCUGCUCCCCAUCGAUACAGCGUUCUCCUGGAGGAUUGUGUCGAGUUUGCGAAGGAAUUUUGCAUCCAGGCCCUUGCAUACUCUUCUAACUGGCGUGAGAUAGAAGAGCGCGUGCAUGGUAACAUCACUAAGGCAACAGCUAGUGGAUUCAGUGUCGAGAAGCUGUCGCGAAACAUACGCAGCUCUGGCUGGCUGGGGAAUACUUUCCUGGGAGGGGUGGAUGUUAGCAGUUGGUUGUCGAAUCGUUAUGGCGUCGCCAUGGCGGUUUGUUUGGGUUUAUUUUUGCUCAUUUAUCCUGUUGUAGUUACUGUUAUUGUGAUCAAAUUGUACAAAUAA